AUGAGACAUUCCACAGCAGAGGACAAAGUAGAUGUUACCGUGGAGACUCCAGUAGAGACCACGGACCGACAGGCUGCUGGGGAGGGGCUGGUGGUUGCUACGGGAGACGAUGGAAUGGCUAGAACAGAAAUGCCCACCUCCACCAUCACCACCACCCUGCUAGAGGACGAAGGAAAGAGUGGAGUCAAUGUUGAGGAAGAGGAGGUAGAGGAAGGGCCUCUGCAACCCACGGCAGACCAGCUGGAGGUGGAGCAAACCACAGCAGACCAGCCAGAGGUGGAGCAAACCACGGCAGACCAGCUGGAGGCGGAGCAAACCACAGCAGACCAGCUGGAGGUGGCGCAAAUCAUGGCAGACCAGCUGGAGGUGGCGCAAACCACAGCAGACCAGCUGAAGGCGAAGCAAACAAUGGCAGGACAGCUGGAGGCAGAGCAGAUGAAACCUCUACAUGACCUGCAGGCAGAAAGGGACAAACUCAGCCUGCGGAACAGCCAGCUACUACUACAACUGCUCCACCACAUCUGCAGAAAGGCACCAAACGAGCCUCAUGCACUACACGGGACCACUGACAUCUCUGAGCUGGAGCAGCGCUACCUGAAGCUCCUGGACACCGUCGAGAACCUGGCGAGGCAGCAUUGCAGUGACUCAGAACUGCACCUGCAGCAGGCCAUAGAUCUGCACCAGCAGAGCCAAGAAAAGGUGGAGCAGGUGGAGCGGGAGUGGAAGGCCUGGGCGGAGGCCAGGUGUGAGGCGACCGUCGCAACCCUCAGCCGCACGCUAGGCAGACGGACAGCCCUGGCCCAGGCCGAGAGGCUUGGAGAGGCCAUGCAGAAAGGCGAGGAUGACCUCGCCGGAAACAUGAGGCUCAAGAUACACGUACAGAAGAUGGAGGCCACGCUGAAGGAGAAGGACGAGGGGAUAAACCUGACGCUGGACGAGGGGAUAAACCUGAUUGACUUCGAGCAGCUGAAGAUUGAGAAUCACACCUACAGCAAGAAGAUUGAGGAACGCGACGAGGAACUCCUCAAACUCAGGAAGAAGAUCUCCAGCACCCUGCAAGUGCUGAGCCACGUGAAGGAGAAGCUUCAGUUUGUGCAGGUGGAGAAUCAGGCCAAGCGGGACCGGCUGGUGCAGGCGCAGGUGGUGGUGGAUCAGGGGAGGGACAUUCUCACACGGACCAAGCAGGCAAGAGACGCGCUGCGUGCAGACAACCUGCGGUUGCGCCGGCGCUGCAGCCUGCUGGGAAAUGCCACGCUGCUCCGAGACUUUGAGGAGAAGGUGGACGCAUACAAAGUCCUGGAGGAGCAACUGGAGAUGUUGAAGAGACGACAUGCAGAGCUCAGUGUCAGAGGGGCAGGGGUGCGGAGAAAGGUGGAGAAGGGCAGAGCACUGACACACACACACUGACACACAUACAUACUUAUCCAAACACAGACACAGACACACAAAUACUCACACACA
Messenger RNA from Electrophorus electricus (electric eel), 1461 nucleotides. NCBI's taxonomy places the organism in Eukaryota, Metazoa, Chordata, Actinopteri, Gymnotiformes, Gymnotidae. The record is from RefSeq and is a predicted model, not a curated record.